Anthostomella pinea is the source of this 567-nucleotide messenger RNA. The record is from the annotation of a GenBank genome assembly. NCBI's taxonomy places the organism in Eukaryota, Fungi, Ascomycota, Sordariomycetes, Xylariales, Xylariaceae.
AUGCCGAACUUGGAUGCGCCGCCCCAGGAACAGCAACGCGUCAAGGCUUUCCAGCGCACCUUGACUGAGAUGUGUCCCAAGAACCUUGCCAAACUGUUCAAGGAGGCAAAUGAGGCCAUGGGAAUCCGAACUGCCACGACCACCACUUCACCGAACGGCACCACCCUCCCGGCGUUCAGCGAGCAUGUUCUCAAGAUCGAGAAGCUCGGCCCCAACGAGGAGCACUUUACCGUGAUUGACGUUCCUGGUAUCUUUCGACAGGAAACUGAUGGCGUAACCAAGGAAAGCGACAUCGAGCUUGUCAUGAGCAUGGUCAAGAAGUACAAGAUCUUGAAGCUGGCCAAGAACGCUGAUCCCACCAUGACGAGAACCAUGGCUGUUCUUACCAAGCCUGAUCUGGCAAUCGAGCAGACCACCCAACAGUUCGCAAUCGAUCAUGUCAUGGGCAAGAGAAGCGACCUCCCCCUGGGCUACUACAUCGUCAAGAACCGAGGUCCGGAUGAUGCGAACAAAAGCCUUGAGCAGGGGCAGACAGACGAGCGAAGUUUCUUUGCCAAGACCCCUUGA